Boleophthalmus pectinirostris (great blue-spotted mudskipper) is the source of this 2357-nucleotide messenger RNA. RefSeq names its product spermidine/spermine N1-acetyltransferase family member 2a, tandem duplicate 1 (gene sat2a.1). NCBI's taxonomy places the organism in Eukaryota, Metazoa, Chordata, Actinopteri, Gobiiformes, Gobiidae. Gene Ontology annotation, molecular function: N-acetyltransferase activity. The transcript is spliced from 7 exons. The coding region runs from base 434 to 943 and encodes 169 amino acids. The record is from RefSeq and is a predicted model, not a curated record.
CCAGGUUUCAAGAGAAAGUGACUGUUCACUAUAAAGUGCUCAAAGCCAGAUUUGGAGCGCAUACGUCCUUUGAAAUGUAACAGUGUUUGCUACGUAGGUCAGCUGGAGAUCUUUUGAUGACUAAGAAUUGUGUUCAGUCAUGUACUAAUCAGUGAUUCUCAUCUCCAUUCUUCUCCUCAAGCAAGAAGUAACUGCAUGCAAGGGCUUUCAGACAGCUAGAGGCCCAAGUGAAAGUGUAGUAUCAGUAUUAGGCUAAUGUGUCAGCCUUCAAUACCAGUGUAAUUGGUCUCUACGUCACUUUACGCACCGUCCUCCAGCACGUUUCUCGUCGUUUCCGGUCCGCAUCCUUGUCAGCAGCAUCCGCGCCAUCCGUCAGUGAGCACUGCAGCCUCAUCAACCCACAUCACAUCACCGGAUCACCGUAUUUAGAGAUAUGGAGUUCACCAUCCGCGCGGCCAACGUGGACGACUGCAAGGACAUCGCACGUAUGAUCACGGAACUGGCAGAAUAUGAGAAAGCCAUAGACCAAGUAAGAAUCACACAAAAAGAUUUGGAGCAGGAUGGAUUCUCAAAAAACCCAUUCUUCCAUGCGAUCAUCGCUGAAGUGCCAGAACAGCACAAAAUGCAAGAAGGUCAUACCAAGGUGGGAUAUGCACUUUAUUACUUUUCCUACUGCUCAUUUAGAGGCAGAGCUGUUUUCAUGGAAGACUUAUAUGUGAUGCCUGAAUUUAGAGGGAAGGGUAUUGGCAAGGCACUAAUGAGCAAAGUUGCACAGCUUGGUUUAGCAGCAGGCUGUCAGCAGCUGAACUUCACAGUUUUGAACUGGAACAAGUCGUCUCUGGACUUUUACUUGAAUCAGGGGUGCACUGACACCACAGCGGAGACAGGAUACCACUACAUGUGCUGUAAAGGAGAGGCCCUGGAGCACCUGGCCCAGCCAUAACACAGCCAUGAACCAUCUUUCAGCAUCCAGGUUUAGUCACACAGAGAAAUGGCUCCAUCUAGUGGCCAGCUGUAAAAUAACAAGGGCAACAUAAAAAUGGUGCAUUUACUGUACAAGGCCAUUACAAAUAUAUGUAUUCAUAAACAGAAUAAUCAGAUAACCCAAUAAUAAUAUCUGAUUAUUGCUGUAUUAACAUGCACAUCACACAAACACAUACACCUACAUGUCAUCUCAGUAUGAAAGUACAACAAAAAACUUCAAGCAAUAAUCUCAUCAGCUCAUCAAAUACAUGUUUACUAAACAAACUUCACAUAUAUUAUAUUAUAUACAUCCAUUAUAUACACUGACCCGAUAACUAGGGGUUUGGGCUGGGUACUAGUCUGGGUAACUAGUCUAGACUCAAUGCCAUGCACUUUAAUUUAAUUCACUUACUAUAAAUUUGGAUAAGACUGUGAAGAAGUGACUUGGUUUUAGCAAUAUUCAUAACAUACUUUCACUUGUAGGAUAUUUUUGCACAAGUAUAAAUAUAUAAAUGUGACAUAAUGCACAAAUCCCUGUUAUGCAAUAAGAGUUAUAGACUGUUUAUGGAAAAUAUUGUUGUCAAUGUUGCACAAUGCUGUAUUUGCACUGCUUCAUUUAUUGGUAUAAUAUUACAGCAAAACACAGUGGAGUCAUGUGGGUUCAUUGGACUGGUUCUACAGACUGAACUGAAAAUAGCAGUCUUGGAUAAGUCUCUUGUCUUUAAUCCUGUCCCAUUAAACUCAGAAUGGCACAACCCCCAGCCACUGUUUUAAAUCCAGUUUGAUUUUUAAAAGAGAUCUUUAUGUAUCAUGUCCAAAAAUGUAAUGAGAACAGUCUGACUGUCUUUCCUCUCUCUCUAAACAAUAGGAACCACUGAGACUGUUGGGAAUGCUGGAAUUUGAGUGUUGUUUACCAAAACUAGGAAUUGUUCUGUGUUAUUUUUCCUCAUUAUGUUUGAACAAACCGACCUAGCUUUGGAAAACAAAAUGUAAUUGUCUGCCAUGGUCUCUUCCAAAAGUCCACCGCAUGCACAUAUUUAUAUUUGCCUAGUUUGAAACUUCAGAAAUCUACAUCUUAAGAUUCCCACAUGCAUUCUUCAAGUGAUUUCCAAAUCCAAGUUUUUAGAGGUUGUGUGCCAGUUUGAACCCAAAUAUGGCUAAAAAGUUAGUGUGUUGAGCUUACCUUAGGACCUAACAAUAUUUCUCAAUCUUAGUAUUUUCAAGUCUAUUGUGAGAUGCUACUGUUACUACUUACAAUAUAUUUUUAUGUCUUAAAUAUUGCAUACUCAGGUAUAUAUUGUUUAAAACUGUGUAGACAGAUAGUCUUUGGUUGAGGGCAAAAGUUUGCAAUGAUAUAUGUUUUCAAUUCAAUAAAAGUCAGUUGUAUGUGGGAA